Sebastes umbrosus (honeycomb rockfish) is the source of this 5331-nucleotide messenger RNA. Its product is annotated as sodium-driven chloride bicarbonate exchanger-like. The record is from RefSeq and is a predicted model, not a curated record. NCBI's taxonomy places the organism in Eukaryota, Metazoa, Chordata, Actinopteri, Perciformes, Sebastidae. Gene Ontology annotation, molecular function: sodium:bicarbonate symporter activity; monoatomic anion transmembrane transporter activity; solute:inorganic anion antiporter activity. Gene Ontology annotation, biological process: transmembrane transport; bicarbonate transport; monoatomic anion transport. The coding region runs from base 353 to 3640 and encodes 1095 amino acids. Gene Ontology annotation, cellular component: plasma membrane; basolateral plasma membrane. The transcript is spliced from 27 exons.
ACACACACACACACACACACACAUAAAUGAAUCCCUGGAUGGAUAAAAGCACUUGCUCUCCGCGUCUCCCUCGUACGCCUCAUCACCACCACCACCACCACCACCGGGUCGAAUCAUAGGAAGCACUGCCUCCCUCCUUUCUUCAUGCGUAAAUUAUGUAGGGCAGCACGGUGAAUGCUGUGUGCUACCUCCAUUUGAGAGAGCCGGUGAAUGUGAGAGGAGGUUGGGGGGAGAAAAAAAAAGGAAAACAAACACUGGAAAAAAAGCCGCAGCGUUUAACACCAGAAGAGGAGUAUAACAUAGACGCAUCACGACUUGCUGCCCAUUGUGAAGCCAAGGAGAAGAAGAAAAGAUGGACAUCACGGAUCAAGGAGCUCAAAUGGAGCCGCUCUUACCCACGGAGCAAAGUCCCCAAGAAAGUAAAGAUGAGAGAGCUGAUGAGGAGGCAGUGGUGGACCGUGGGGGCACGCGCUCCAUGCUCAACACCAACUUCGAGAAGGAAGAACUCGAAGGUCACCGCACUCUCUACAUCGGGGUCCACGUUCCCCUGGGCAGGAGGUCGCACAGACGUCACCGCCACCACGGACACAAACACAGGAAGCGGUCCAAGGAGAGGGACUCUUCAGCUGACGAUGGAAGAGAAUCCCCCUCUCACACAGACACACCAGCUCAGAGGGUGCAGUUUCUGUUGGGGACAGAGGAUGGCGACGAGGAGCACAUCCCCCACGCUCUGUUCACCGAGCUGGACGAAAUCUGCCUCAGGGAGGGCGAGGACGCUGAGUGGAAAGAGACAGCCAGGUGGCUUAAGUUCGAGGAGGAUGUCGAGGACGGCGGCGAGCGGUGGAGUAAACCCUACGUAGCCACCCUGUCUCUACACAGUCUCUUCGAGCUCCGCAGCUGCAUCAUGAACGGCACCGUGAUGCUGGACAUGAGGGCCAACUCGCUGGAGGAGAUCGCAGACAUGGUUCUGGAUCAGCACGAGGUGUCGGGCCCCGUAGGCCAGGAUGCCAGGAAGAGGAUCCGCGAGGCGCUGCUCAAACAGCACCACCACCAAAACCACAAGAAGCUGGCCAACCGCAUACCUAUUGUACGCUCCUUCGCUGAUAUCGGCAAGAAGCAGUCUGAGCCUCAUUCCAUGGACAAGAAUGGCCAAACGGUCUCACCUCAGUCUCAGCCGGCGAACAGUGAGGGCAAACAGGACGUCAGCCGGGAAAACAGCGCCGUCGACUUCAGCAAGAUCGACCUCCACUUCAUGAAAAAGAUCCCUCCCGGUGCCGAGGCAUCGAACGUCCUGGUGGGGGAGCUGGAAUUCCUGGACCGCCCCGUGGUGGCCUUCGUCCGCCUGUCUCCCGCUGUGCUGCUCAACGGCCUGGCCGAGGUUCCCAUCACCACCAGGUUUCUUUUCAUCCUGCUCGGCCCUCUGGGAAAAGGUCCACAGUAUCAUGAAAUUGGGCGGUCUAUUGCUACCCUGAUGACUGACGAGAUUUUCCAUGAUGUUGCGUACAAGGCCAAAGACAGGAAUGACCUGGUGGCAGGCAUCGAUGAGUUUCUGGACCAGGUGACGGUGUUACCUCCUGGAGAGUGGGACCCCUCCAUCAGAAUAGAGCCUCCCAAAAACGUGCCCUCUCAGGAAAAGCGGAAGAUUCCCCCCCUUCCCAACGGAGUGACAGAUCUUGGAGAGUCGGGGGAUAGCGGAGGACACGGCGGCCCUGAGCUCCAGCGCACCGGGAAGUUUUUUGGCGGGUUCUUCAUGGACAUCAAGCGAAAGGCUCCUCACUACGUUUCCGACUUCAGGGACGCCCUCAGCCUGCAGUGUCUGGCCUCCUUCCUCUUCCUCUACUGCGCCUGCAUGUCGCCGGUCAUCACCUUCGGAGGACUCCUGGGUGAGGCCACAGAGGGACGUGUGAGUGCCAUUGAGUCCCUGUUUGGGGCGUCCAUGACGGGAAUAGCCUACUCUAUUUUCGCCGGUCAGCCCCUCACCAUCCUGGGCAGCACUGGGCCUGUUCUUGUCUUUGAGAAAAUCCUCUUCAAGUUCUGCAAGGAGUACGACCUCUCCUACCUCUCCCUGAGGGCGUGUAUCGGCCUGUGGACGGCCUUCCUCUGUCUGCUGCUGGUGGCCACGGACGCCAGCUCGCUCGUCUGUUACAUCACGCGCUUCACCGAGGAAGCGUUCGCCUCUCUGAUCUGCAUCAUCUUCAUCUAUGAGGCUCUGGAGAAGCUGCUCCACCUGGGGGUGCACUACCCCAUCAAUAAGAACAACAACCUUCAGCAGCUCACACAGUACUCGUGUGCGUGUGUGGAGCCCAUUAACCCCAGCAACGAGACUCUGCGGUACUGGGAGGAGAGCAACAUCACGUCCUCCCAGGUCAACUGGACCAUGCUGGAAGUCAAGGAGUGCGAGUUGUUUCACGGCGAGUUCGAGGGCACCGCCUGCGGCCCCCACGGCCCCUACAUCCCAGACGUGCUCUUCUGGUGCGUGGUCCUCUUCUUCUCCACCGUCUUCAUGUCCGCCUUCCUCAAGGAGUUCAAGACGAGCCGCUACUUCCCCACCAAGGUGCGGGCCAUCAUCAGUGACUUUGCUGUCUUCAUCACCAUCCUCACUAUGGUUUUAGUAGAUUACGCCCUUGGGAUCCCUUCACCUAAAUUACAGGUCCCCAGCAAGUUCAAACCAACCAGAGAUGACCGUGGCUGGCUCAUAAACCCCGUGGGGCCCAACCCCUGGUGGACCACCAUCAUCACCUUCCUCCCUGCUCUGCUCUGCACCAUCCUCAUCUUCAUGGAUCAGCAGAUCACCGCCGUCAUCAUCAACAGAAAGGAGCACAAACUAAAGAAAGGCUGCGGCUACCACCUGGACCUGUUCGUGGUGGGGGUGAUGCUGGGCGUGUGCUCUGUGAUGGGCCUGCCGUGGUUCGUGGCGGCCACCGUGCUCUCCAUCUCCCACGUGAACAGCCUGAAACUGGAGUCGGAGUGCUCGGCCCCCGGAGAGCAGCCCAAGUUCCUGGGCAUCCGGGAGCAGCGCUUCACCGGCCUCAUGAUCUUCGCCCUGAUGGGUUGCUCCGUCUUCAUGACCUCUGUGCUAAAGUUCAUCCCCAUGCCUGUGCUGUACGGAGUCUUUCUGUACAUGGGGGCUUCCUCACUCAGAGGCAUUCAGUUCUUUGACCGCCUGAAGCUGUUCAGCAUGCCGGCCAAACACCAGCCAGACUUCAUCUACCUUCGCCACGUCCCGCUGAGGAAGGUGCACCUCUUCACCAUCAUCCAACUCAGCUGCUUGAUCCUGCUUUGGGUCAUCAAGACCUCCAAUUACGCCAUUGUCUUCCCCAUGAUGGUCUUAGCCCUGGUGUUCAUCCGUAAGCUACUGGACUUCAUCUUCACCAAGAGGGAGCUGAGCUGGCUGGAUGACCUGAUGCCAGAGUGGAAGAAGAAGAAACUGGAGGAUGCAGCAGAAGAGGAGGAGCACAGUAUUAUUGCAGAGGAAGAAGGCAUUGUACAAGUGCCACUCGAGGGACAUUUUAAGAGUGACCCAGCCACAGUGAACAUCACUGACGAGAUGUCCAAAGGAUCUUUCGGGAGCGUGUGGAAGAGCGUCAACCCUAGCGAGAGCACGAAGAAGGAACCAAGCGCUAAAAGCUCCCCUUCCUAACCUCUCAGAAGCUGAUACCCCAAAGUUCUGGCGGCGAAAAGCGACACAAGCGCCGGAGGCAUGAGAAGAGCUUGGACAGGGAGACAAGUUUGUGAUGACACAUACUGGCGGUGCCACUGUGCUGUCAAUCAGUAGAUCAAAAAACUAAAAAAACUGUACCGUGCCACACUCAACCACCUUUGUACUGUGCUACACUGUGUUUUUGUCAUGUAAGUCUGUGUGCAAGUUGUGUAAAACAAAGAAUUUGUUAGAAACAGUAUUAACGCGAGGAACCGAGACACGUUCUUUUUCUAUGUAUAUCAAUGUUUGGUGAUACCAGCAACAGAAGGAGGCCAGAAUUAUGUGACACACACCAGAUGCUGCGUCAACGGGCCAAUUAGGUAAAACAUUUUAAACAAUUUUUAAACUUUAUUUGUAUUUUGUAUGUUUUUAUAUUUUUCCAACAACAACAGUUGCGAGUUGUCCUUUUCAAAACCUGCCACAGCAAACUGCAAAUGUUUGUGCGCAUUUAAUGCCGCUAUUGACUCGAUGCGCCUCACAAUAGAAAACUUAAAAAGUAGAGAUUUGCCAAUACUAAUCUAUUUCACUGGUAUCUAAAAAGAGUUGGCUAUAGCGAAUCUAGUGAUUUUUUUGAAAGUAUUAAAUAUACAUUUUAUAUAUUCUGUAUAUCUAAAUGUUUUUGUGACAGUGACAGCUCAUAUCACUCCAUCGCUAUUUUACAAAUAAAUGUCUCUCCUCCAAUAAAGCAUUCCCUGAAAACGAGUUAAAGGAAUAGUUUGACAUUAUGUGACCACUUAUUUGCUCUCUGUUAGACGAGAAGAUUGACACCACUCUCACAUUUGAGAGAGGUAUCGGUCUUCUCAUCAAAGUCUCGGCAAGAAAAGGGAAUAAUAUUAACCGAAAUAAACUAUUCUUUUGAGAACAGUAUACUUCAGGGGCAGCUUAUUGGAAAACAUUUUUCAAGCUAGCAUUUCAGCAUAGUUCGGGAACUUUCAGUACCUCUAGCUACUUGGCCUUGGCUUUUUAAAAACACUUCGAAUUUGCAAAUGCUGAACUAGGGUGACUGUACAGAAAGCUCUGUGUUUUCCACCUGCAUACUCUUUGUCAUCUUGUCAGUAAGUGUCAUCCAUGGACAUGUGAUCUCCUCUCCAAAUGACCCUCAAUGUGUUAGCAUCGGAAGCUAAUUGUUUUUAAAAAAGAAAAACACCUGCAUGACGGCGACUUGACUGUCUCGCUGCAGGACCAUGGUUACUUCUAGAGAUGCAAUAAUAGGCUACCUUUUUUCUGGGAAGGGCAACAUGUAAUAAACGGUAAAGAGUCUUAACAAUGUAUAAUACAUAGUAUAUUUUAUUCAUGUACAAUGUUACUAAUAUAUAACUAACAUGAAGUCAGUGUUGAAGGCAGGUUUUUGUUGUAGAUGUUCUUUUUCCCAUUGUCCAGUUGAUGGUUCUUAGUUGAUUAGAGAAACUAAUAAGGGGUCAGAAUUAUAUCAAUAUCAAAUAUUUUGACCACCUCUGUGUGGAAUUCUGCCUUAAAUUUGGUAGUGAUAGCUGUACACUUUCUGUUUAAUAAUUUAAGUCACCUGUAUAGAAAACCAUCAGUUCAGAUCUGUUGUUCUAUUGUGAUUUGUUUCAUGAGAAUGAGAGCGCGAGUGAGUGAGAGCAUAAAUAAAGAUCUUAAAGAAACUGAAA